Messenger RNA from Lodderomyces parapsilosis, 705 nucleotides. It is a transcript of the gene CWH8, whose product is annotated as Cwh8p. The record is from RefSeq and is a predicted model, not a curated record. Gene Ontology annotation, molecular function: dolichyldiphosphatase activity. Bases 1 to 705 code for a protein of 234 amino acids. Gene Ontology annotation, cellular component: intracellular membrane-bounded organelle; endoplasmic reticulum membrane. Gene Ontology annotation, biological process: protein N-linked glycosylation; lipid biosynthetic process. NCBI's taxonomy places the organism in Eukaryota, Fungi, Ascomycota, Pichiomycetes, Serinales, Debaryomycetaceae. The transcript has a single exon.
AUGUCGUCAGAUAUAGCUCCCCCGAUCAUACCCAGUCAUAUCCCAUUCGAUCAAACCUACGUUCUUUACGACCCUAAUGAUAUCAUAUCCGUCAUAUCGGUGCAGUUCACAUUACUACCUGUCUACAUCAUGGUGUUUUACCUCCUGUGGUUUCUCGUAACGAGAGAAAUAGAACCAGUCAUUGUUGUUGCUGGUCAUUUGUGUUCAGAGAUUGUCAACAAGGUCCUAAAAGUUUUACUCAAGAAUCCGAGACCUGAUUUUCAUCGUGAUUUUGGUGGUGAUGGCAGUCUCAGUUAUGGCAUGCCUAGUGCCCAUUCUCAAUUCAUUGGCUUUUUCGCUGCGUAUUACAUCUGUAUUGCUGUGUUUAAGAUUCCAAAUUUGAAGAGAUGGCAAAAGCUUACGUGGGCCAUUAUUUUGACUUGUGUUGGGUUGGGUGUGGCUGAAUCACGAGUUUAUCUAAUGUAUCACACUUGGCAGCAAGUUGUUGUUGGUGUCACUGUUGGUGUCGUAUUUGGCAUUUUCUACUUUAUAUUUAGCUCACUAAUGAGGGAUGUUGGGAUUGUUGACUGGGUUUUGAGUUGGCCAAUAAUCAACUAUUUCCAUGUCAAAGAUUCUUAUCAUCAUUGUUAUCAAAGUUUCAGCGACGAGUAUAUGACGUAUUGGCAACAGAGGCGUAGAGUCAAGGAGUCAAGAAAGAAUAUAUGA